Messenger RNA from Pan troglodytes (chimpanzee), 2501 nucleotides. It is a transcript of the gene TRIB3, whose product is annotated as tribbles pseudokinase 3. NCBI's taxonomy places the organism in Eukaryota, Metazoa, Chordata, Mammalia, Primates, Hominidae. The transcript is spliced from 4 exons. The record is from RefSeq and is a predicted model, not a curated record. Gene Ontology annotation, cellular component: nucleus. Gene Ontology annotation, biological process: regulation of MAP kinase activity; positive regulation of proteasomal ubiquitin-dependent protein catabolic process; protein phosphorylation. Gene Ontology annotation, molecular function: ATP binding; mitogen-activated protein kinase kinase binding; protein kinase activity. Bases 293 to 1633 code for a protein of 446 amino acids.
GGCGACCCGGAGAGGCGGGGCGCGGGGGAUGGUGCAAUCCCGGGCCUGAGGGCAUCAGACGGCGGCUGAUUAGCGCAGGUUUACAUCACCCGGACCGGGGGCCGGGCGCGCACGAGACUCGCAGCGGAAGUGGAGGCGGCUCCGCACGCGUCCGCUGCCAGGACCCGGGCAGGGCUGGAGCUGGGCUGGGAUCCCGAGCUCGGCAGCAGCGCAGCGGGCCGGCCCACCUGCUGGUGCCCUGGAGGCUCUGAGCACCGGCGGCGCCAGGACCCACGCGGAACGACGGGGCAAGAUGCGAGCCACCCCUCUGGCUGCUCCUGCGGGUUCCCUGUCCAGGAAGAAGCGGUUGGAGUUGGAUGACAAGUUAGACACCGAGCGUCCCGUCCAGAAACGAGCUCGAAGUGCGCCCCAGCCCAGACUGCCCCCCUGCCUGUUGCCCCUGAGCCCACCUACUGCUCCAGAUCGAAGUGCGCCCCAGCCCAGACUGCCCCCCUGCCUGUUGCCCCUGAGCCCACCUACUGCUCCAGAUCGAAGUGCGCCCCAGCCCAGACUGCCCCACUGCCUGUUGCCCCUGAGCCCACCUACUGCUCCAGAUCGAAGUGCGCCCCAGCCCAGACUGCCCCCCUGCCUGUUGCCCCUGAGCCCACCUACUGCUCCAGAUCGAAGUGCGCCCCAGCCCAGACUGCCCCCCUGCCUGUUGCCCCUGAGCCCACCUACUGCUCCAGAUCGUGCAACUGCUGUGGCCACUGCCUCCCGUCUUGGGCCCUAUGUCCUCCUGGAGCCCGAGGAGGGCGGGCGGGCCUACCGGGCCCUGCACUGCCCUACAGGCACUGAGUAUACCUGCAAGGUGUACCCCGUGCAGGAAGCCCUGGCCGUGCUGGAGCCCUACGCGCGGCUGCCCCCACACAAGCAUGUGGCUCGGCCCACUGAGGUCCUGGCUGGUACCCAGCUCCUCUAUGCCUUUUUCACUCGGACCCGCGGGGACAUGCACAGCCUGGUGCGAAGCCGCCGCCGCAUCCCUGAGCCUGAGGCUGCUGCGCUCUUCCGCCAGAUGGCCAGCGCCCUGGCGCACUGUCACCAGCACGGUCUGGUCCUGCGUGAUCUCAAGCUGUGUCGCUUUGUCUUCACUGACCGUGAGAGGAAGAAGCUGGUGCUGGAGAACCUGGAGGACUCCUGUGUGCUGACUGGGCCAGAUGAUUCCCUGUGGGACAAGCACGCAUGCCCGGCCUACGUGGGACCUGAGAUACUCAGCUCACGGGCAUCAUACUCGGGCAAGGCAGCAGAUGUCUGGAGCCUGGGCGUGGCGCUCUUCACCAUGCUGGCCGGCCACUAUCCCUUCCAGGACUCGGAGCCUGUCCUGCUCUUUGGCAAGAUCCGCCGCGGGGCCUACGCCUUGCCUGCAGGCCUCUCAGCCCCUGCCCGCUGUCUGGUUCGCUGCCUCCUUCGUCGGGAGCCAGCUGAACGGCUCACAGCCACAGGCAUCCUCCUGCACCCCUGGCUGCGAGAGGAGCCGAUCCCCUUAGCCCCAACCCGAUCCCAUCUCUGGGAGGCUGCCCAGGUGGUCCCUGAUGGACUGGGGCUGGACGAAGCCAGGGAAGAGGAGGGAGACAGAGAAGUGGUUCUGUAUGGCUAGGACCACCCUAGUACAUGCUCAGCUGCCAACAGUGGAUUGAGUUUGGGGUAGCUCCAAGCCUUCUCCUGCCUCUGAACUGAGCCAAACCUUCAGUGCCUUCCAGAAGGGAGAAAGGCAGAAGCCUGUGUGGAGUGUGCUGUGUACACAUCUGCUUUGUUCCACACACAUGCAAUUCCUGCUUGGGUGCUUAUCAGGUGCCAAGCCCUGUUCUAGGUGCUGGGAGUACAGCAGUGAGCAAAGGAGACAAGAUUCCCUGCUCACAGAGAUGACAAACUGGCAUUCUUGAGCUGACAACACUUUUCCAUGACCAUAGGUCACUGUCUACACUGGGUACACUUUGUACCAGUGUCGGCCUCCACUGAUGCUGGUGCUCAGGCACCUCUGUCCAAGGACAAUCCCUUUCACAAGCAAACCAGCUGCCUUUGUGUCUUGUACCUUUUCAGAGAAAGGGAGGUAUCCCUGUGGCAAAGGCUCCAGGCCUCUCCCCUGCAACUCAGGACCCAAGCGCAGCUCACUCUGGGAACUGUGUUCCCAGCAUCUCUGUCCUCUUGAUUGAGAGAUUCUCCUUCCAGGCCUAAGCCUGGGAUUUGGGCCAGAGAUAAGAAUCCAAACUAUGAGGCUAGUUCUUGUCUAACUCAAGACUGUUCUGGAAUGAGGGUCCAGGCCUGUCAACCAUGGGGCUUCUGACCUGAGCACCAAGGUUGAGGGACGGGAUUAGGCAGGGUCUGUCCUGUGGCCACCUGGAAAGUCCCAGGUGGGACUCUUCUGGGGACACUUGGGGUCCACAAUCCCAGGUCCAUACUCUAGGUUUUGGAUACCAUGAGUAUGUAUUUUUACCUGUGCCUAAUAAAGGAGAAUUAUGAAAUAA